Molecule: messenger RNA, 2833 nt
Organism: Trichomycterus rosablanca
Lineage: Eukaryota; Metazoa; Chordata; Actinopteri; Siluriformes; Trichomycteridae
Gene: rnf130
Product: ring finger protein 130
Exons: 9
Coding region: 264-1556 (430 amino acids)
Source: RefSeq, a predicted model, not a curated record
ACCGAGUUUACAGCAAAUCUGUAAAAAAAAAAACGGCCCACAGAAUGAGAAGAAAGCCCACACAGCGCACAGAAACAGCACGCCAUUACCGUCAAACCGCAGAUUUUCUGGGUUGAAAAUGAGUAUCUAACUAAGCAUUCCUGCCUUUGCCUUCUGGCCGUGGAGUUAUGGUGUAAAUCAACAUCAGUUUUGCUUGGAUACAGCAAUUGUUUGUGAAUGUCCAACCUUUUAGUAACACAGAUACUCAUAAAGCGUCCCUAAAAAUGCAGAAGAGACUGAGAAUAUUGUUGACUCCUAUUGGUUUUCCACUUUGCUCUAUUAUUUUGCUUCUCUUGCCCAAGUGUGUGUUAUGUGCAAGUACAGAGAAAACUGUGGUUAACAAAGAGGAGUACUAUAGUGCCACAAUCAAUGCCACCAUCCAGGAAGUUAAAGGGAAUGGCAGAAGGAUUAUAUCGAAGGAGGAUGGCAGGUACGGACAGAAUUCACCUAAAACAGAGGUGAAAGGAAUCAUAAUAAUACCUUCUACUGUUAAUGGAGUGGUGGACAUGCAGGGCUGCUGUCCUUACACACGUUUUGUAAUUCCUCCAAAGACCACGCACUGGAUUGCUCUGCUUCAGCGAGGAAAGUGCACUUUUAAAGAGAAGAUUUUAAAGGCUGCAGCCUUUAAUGCCUCUGCUGUGCUUAUCUACAACAACAGUUCUAAAGAGGACACGGUGACAAUGGCACACGAGGGCACUGGAGACACAGUGGCGGUGAUGAUUACAGAGUCAUUGGGAAAGGACAUCAUUUCAUUCUUAGAAAAGAAUGAGACAGUGGUAGUUUCAGUGUCAGUCGGAUCUCGGGGUCCAGUUAAGAACCUGAACCGUGGCUCACUGGUCUUUGUUUCCAUCUCCUUCAUUGUUCUAAUGAUCAUCUCAUCCGCAUGGCUUAUCUUCUACUUUAUACAGAAAAUCAGAGACACCACUGCACGAGAUCGGAGCCAGCGACGCCUCGGAGAUGCUGCGAGGAAAGCUAUCAGUAAAUUGACAACUCGUACGGUUAAAAGAGGGGACAAGGAAACAGAACCUGAUUUUAAUCAUUGUGCUGUGUGCAUUGAAGGCUACCAGCUGAACGACAUUGUUCGUGUUUUGCCUUGCAAGCAUGUCUUCCAUAAGAUGUGUGUGGAUCCAUGGCUUAAUGAACACUGUACCUGUCCCAUGUGUAAACUUAACAUUCUUAAAGCUCUGGGUAUCACGACCAAUUUACAGUGCGUAGAUAAUGUGGCGUUUGAUAUGGAACAUUUGUCACGCACUCACUCCUCCAGCCAGCGGGUGGCGCUGAUGGAUGCAUCGUCUGACACUAGUGGAAGUGUGGACCCACUGACACGCUCAGGUUCAAGUCAGCUACUUUCUGAAUCAGAGCUUACACAUUCACACCACAGCGGGGAAAUCAACAUUGCUGUUACCAGUGGCCAUUUUUUUGGCCGAAAUUCAGGAUCGCCUCGAAGUGUUUUAAGUGAGAUGGAGUUAUCAGAAAUCCAGUCAUCUCUGGACAUGUUGGAUGAGAAUAAAUCCUGAGGCCACGCUUUCAUUUGACCAUUAACUAAUUUUCUGCACUCUUCCUGAAUCCCUAAAUAGGGGGCCAAAGUCUUUUACAGUGUGCUUGGACAUUGAAAGCACUACAAUAAUGACAAAAAUCCAAUACUCGUGGACCUAUGAGGCUAAUUCACAGCGAGUCUUUCAACUAGAGUUGUUCAGUGUAUGUCGUCUAAUCGUUUUUUCCUCUAUGAUGGACUCUUUGAUGGACAGUCAUAACUGAUGGAUGACCUUUGUUUUUAAGGAAUGAUUAUUGGGUGUUUUUUGAAGGUUGUAGCUUAAAUGCUAGGGCCUGGUAAAAGUGUUCUUAACAUAAAUGUUUUUAGCAUGUAUUGGUCAUGAAUGAUACAGACUUUUGAUCAAGUCCAUCACAAGAAAAAAAACUGUUGGCUAAAUCAGCACACUCAGCUAAACCCUGGCAAAGGACAUGUGAAUGCUAAACAUAACUACAGAUAAUGUUGCUAACAAUACACAUCAUUAUACAUUUUAAAAAGCAACUUGCUGCUUCCAACCAUUCUCAGUGUAAAACAAAAAUAUUUCCAUAUUAGAUAAAGCAUAUGGAAUUGCAAAAAAAUAUAAUAAUUUCCCUUCCAUUAUAUAUAUAUAUAUACAAAUAUAUGAUUUUCCCCCAAACAUAAACAUUGGUAGUUUAUAGUUAUUAGUUUCUAAAUUGUGGUAAUGGACCUUCUAUGGUUUAUUCUGCUAUAUUAAAACUCAAAAUUGAUGCUUAUCUUCUGAAUCCACUACAUAUUCACUUCACAUUGAACUAAUACUGCAAAUACUAAACAGUGACCCUUUAUCUUAGCAGUUUAAAACAAGCGUAGGUUGCACUCAAUGUAUCAAUUCAGUUGUUUGUGGCAUUCUUGCCUGUUAUUUGCAUAUUAAAUGUAUCCUGCCAUACCUUAAUUCAACAUUUACUUAAGGGAACCUGCCAUAUGAUAUGCAGGCUUUAGUCAAAAGAGAUAAAAGUAAUAUUAAAUAAAAGUUUAAUCCAAGAAAGGGUUCAGCAUUGCAGAAUAAAGACAUGAAGACAUGCCUAUUGGUAUAGGCAACUUUUUGGAGUGUGUUGCUGGCAUCAAAUUCCACAUUUGUUAAUAUUUACAAAAGUCUAAUACAGAAUUUUUUUUUCCUUUGUACUUCAGUUCAAUAAAGGUUUAAGAAACUUCCAAAGCAGAGGUUCUUGUUUUAAUGCAUUUUACAGAAUGUCCCAACUACUCUGGAAAUGGGGUUUAUACUUACUGCAUGCUGAACCUGCAAGC